Messenger RNA from Saprolegnia diclina VS20, 987 nucleotides. RefSeq lists its product as hypothetical. The record is from RefSeq and is a predicted model, not a curated record. Bases 10 to 987 code for a protein of 325 amino acids. Lineage: Eukaryota; Oomycota; Saprolegniomycetes; Saprolegniales; Saprolegniaceae. The transcript is spliced from 3 exons.
UUAAGGAGCAUGAAGGCCGUCAUCUUGCGCAUCGCCGUAUGCGCGACCUUGGUCGUUGCGAGUUUCUCCACGGAGCACCUUGGGUGUGGCGUCGAUACCCCAACGCGUGCGCCAGUUCCCACUGUGACAACCAUUGCGCCUGUACCGACCGCGAUGCCCGAGCCGACCACUGCUGCACCCGCAGCAACGACGACCGAGACACCUGCACCGACGACGACCGAGACGCCUGCGCCAACGACGACCGAGACUCCUGCACCGACGACGACCGAGACUCCUGCACCGACGACGACCGAGACUCCUGCACCGACGACGACCGAGACGCCUGCGCCAACGACGACCGAGACGCCUGCAUCGACGACGACCGAGACGCCUGCGCCAACGACGACCGAGACGCCUGCGCCAACGACGACCGAGACUCCUGCGCCAACGACGACACCAACUAUGCCAGCCCCGUGGGUGCGUCUUGGUAGUGACUUUGCGCAAGUGUCGUUGGACGACAACACCAUUUGCGCCGUCGGUCAAGACGGCCGAAUCUACAUGGGGAAGAAGGACGACUCGGUCUCUCAAAGCGGCGUCAUCUAUGCACUCUCUUCGUCUGGGCGCGAAAUCACCUCGUACAACUUGACCUCGAAAGCGGCGCACGUGACGACGUUGGCUACUUCGGCGACCAUCAAGCAGUUUGAUGCGCAGCGUGGCAUUCUUUGUGCGACGACGUCGGACAAAGUGUACUGCGCGUCUGCCAGCGCCGACACCUUUGGCGAGCCAUGGAAGGCCAAUGCCGUCGCCUCGGUUGCAGUCGUUGCUGUCACUGCAGAGAGCAACUGCAUCCUCACGACGGACCGCGCGAUCUGGUGCACUUCGAUCUACAUCCCGUUCAAGUGGACAACAUACGAAGGCACAUGGAAUCAUUUCACCGUGUCCAACGGCAUUGUCUGUGCUGUCGCGUACCCGAGCAACGACGUGUACUGCCGCACUGCCGACGUCUAG